Messenger RNA from Linum tenue, 1799 nucleotides. The record is from the annotation of a GenBank genome assembly. Lineage: Eukaryota; Viridiplantae; Streptophyta; Magnoliopsida; Malpighiales; Linaceae.
GGAGAAACGAAAGCGGAAUCGGCACCGGUGGAAGCGCCGUUGAGGGCGCCUUUGAUUGCGAUGACGACGACACAGCCGGCGCCGGCGGAGGGGACGAGAUCAGGUGAGUUGUGGGAGGAAGUAGAGAAGCAAGCAUGGCUGGCAGGACCGUUAAUCGCAGUGAGCUUGCUACAGUACAGCCUUAACCUCAUAUCGGUCAUGUUCGUCGGCCACCUCGGAGAGCUCAGCUUGUCUUCAGCUGCCAUGGCCACUUCUUUCGCCUCCGUCACCGGAUUAAGCGUACUGCUUGGAAUGGCGAGCGCGCUGGAAACAUUCUGCGGGCAAGCUUACGGAGCGAAACAGUACCACAUGAUGAGCAUACACACGCAGCGAGCCAUGGUGGUCAUGCUAGCCGCCAGCGUUCCCCUGUCCCUAAUUUGGGCCAACACAGGCCCAAUCCUGACGGCACUAGGACAGCAGCCCGACAUCUCCGCCGGCGCCGGAACCUACGUUCGAUCCAUGAUCCCGUCCAUCUUCGCCUACGGCGUCCUGCAGUGCCUCGUCAAGUUUCUCCAGACGCAGAGCAUCGUCUUCCCCAUGGUGCUCUGCUCUGCCGCGGCGACUCUGAUCCACCUCCUCCUCUGCUGGCUCCUCGUCUUCAGAUCGCCCCUGGGUUCCCCCGGCGCCGCCGUCUCACUCUCGGUGUCCAAUUGGGUCAACGUCCUUCUCUUGUCGAUGUACAUCAAGUUCUCGCCUUCCUGUUUGGUGACGUGGACCGGGUUCUCGAGGGAGGCGUUCAGGGACAUCUGGGUUUUCCUCAAGCUUGCCAUUCCGUCCGCUUUUAUGGUCUGCUUCGAGUUGUGGUCAUUUGAGCUCUUGGUGCUUGCCUCGGGCCUUCUUCCCAAUCCAAAACUGGAGACAUCAGUUCUUUCUAUAUGGUAUCAGCUCAGUACUAUUCUAUCCUGCCAUUGUCAACGGCUUAGGGAUUAUUACUGCACGAGGGUGUCAAACGAACUGGGAGCAGGGCAUCCGGAGAAGGCAGGCAUGGCGGUGCGUGUAGUGGUUGGAAUUGCAGUCGCAGAAGGGAUCUUGGUGGGAACGAUACUGUUUUCAGUACGCAAUUUCUGGGGCUGUGCAUUUAGCAGUGAUGAACAGGUGAUCAACUAUGUGGCUCAGAUGCUGCCCAUUGCAGCAGCUGCCAACUUCUUCGAUGGCUUCCAGUGCGUUCUCUCAGGUACUGCUAGAGGGUGCGGAUGGCAGGAAAUCGGAGCGUAUAUAAAUCUGGGAUCUUAUUAUAUGGUCGGCAUUCCGUGUGGAUUUUUGUUUGCCUUCCUUCUUCACAUUGGUGGAAAGGGUCUUUAUUUAGGUAUCACAUGCGCUCUAGUGGUGCAAGUAACUUGUCUUUCCAUUGUUGCUAUCCGUACUAAUUGGGAUAAAGAAUUCGUUGUUUUUUUUGGCGGAGAAGGCUGGUGAUAAAAUCUGUGACAGCACAUUGCCAAUAGAGAGAUUGUCAUGAUGAUAUAAUGAAUACAAUACUAAAUUUUUUAGGAAAAAAUUUAGCUGCAACCUGCCGACAUGGUGUCUAUCGGUUGGGUCUAAAUUAGUUUUUCUACUUGUAAUUAUUAACUGGAGUGAGAAGAAGUAGGGAACGGAACCGAAAUAUAAAUUUCCGUUAUUUCCUUUUUUUCCAAUUGGGAUAUGGGAUUAAGUUUAAGGAGCAGCAUCUACCAAAUUAUAUAGUUUGCCUUACUUUUUUUUUGUUUUACUUGACUUUAGGUUUAGCUGCUCUAUUAUUUACCAGAAGAUAAGUGAUUAUUUGG